AUGGGACAGGAUUUCAGCACGGCCACGCACGCAGUUAUCCUAAGCCAGGCGCUCUAUAAACAGGUCAAAAAUGGGAGAUACACUGACUUCGCCCUCGAAUGUGACGGAACCACCUUCCCUGUCCACAAGGCGGUCGUUUGCUUUCAGGUCAAAGCUUUUGCUGCUGCCUGCGAGGGACGAUUUCAGGAGGCAUGCACAGGUGUCUACCGUAUUGACGGAUUUCAGGCAUCGACUGUGGGUUACAUGGUGGAAUACCUGUAUACCGGGGAUUAUACCACUCAUUACGAGCGCAAGCCCAGCACCACCGAAGAGUCUGCCUCCAAAGGCGAAACCACUUCACGCCCCAAUCCUUCGACUCCAAUUCUGUCUGAGAUCUUUCUUGCCCACAUCCAAGUCGCGGAGAUUGCGGAAUAUUAUCAGAUGUCGAGGCUGAAGGCUCUCGUUGAGAAGAAGGUGCCAAAUACUGAGAGCGUACGCGACAAGAUAGCGGGUGUCCUGGUGCAACAUCUCGACGACUUCCUCGCCGACGACGCUUCAGAGAGCCCUUUUACCGAUGAUGUGUCUGUCCGCGUGCUGCGACUGAUGCACGGGGCGAGCAAGGCUUCCACAAGGUCCAUUCAAGCGCUGCGCAGCGAGUGCAACAACCUCGAAAAUCAGCUUGCCCGUGAGCGUCGGAAGCAAGCGCAGCCUGCACAACAUGCGGCGACGUCCGGGAAUAGACUGAGACCCUGGCGGGAGUAG
Molecule: messenger RNA, 741 nt
Organism: Aspergillus aculeatus ATCC 16872
Lineage: Eukaryota; Fungi; Ascomycota; Eurotiomycetes; Eurotiales; Aspergillaceae
Product: BTB/POZ domain-containing protein
Exons: 4
Coding region: 1-741 (246 amino acids)
Molecular function (GO): protein binding
Source: RefSeq, a predicted model, not a curated record